Tupaia belangeri chinensis (Chinese tree shrew) is the source of this 3064-nucleotide messenger RNA. RefSeq names its product cytochrome P450 2D14. The record is from RefSeq and is a predicted model, not a curated record. Gene Ontology annotation, biological process: xenobiotic metabolic process; arachidonate metabolic process. Gene Ontology annotation, cellular component: cytoplasm; intracellular membrane-bounded organelle. Lineage: Eukaryota; Metazoa; Chordata; Mammalia; Scandentia; Tupaiidae. Gene Ontology annotation, molecular function: heme binding; oxidoreductase activity, acting on paired donors, with incorporation or reduction of molecular oxygen, reduced flavin or flavoprotein as one donor, and incorporation of one atom of oxygen; iron ion binding.
GGCAUGGACCUUAUAGCAAAAACCUAGGAGAAAAAAAAAAAAAAGCCAGCACUUUGACCCAGUGUUAAGGCAGCCCAACUGAACAGAGCAAGUCUGAGACCUUGCACACAUGCAGACAGCACACACACACACAGUUACAUUUUUCUUUAACGGAUUAAGGUAGGAAAAAAUUUUAAAUGGGCUACAUAGUAAUACAGACUGGAAUGGCAUCACAAUGGACGUGUCAGAGGAGAGUACAGAAACUCCCUAGGAGCUCAGAGGAAAAUGUGACUCAGGGAUUCUCUGCUGAGCCAGGCCAGCCCUCAGUGCCAGGACGACAUGACAGUCCUCAGGAGCCCUGGGCCCAGAUAACAGAUUGUCACUCAUGUCUGAUGUCUCCCUCUUACCCAGGAAAAGGUAUGUGCCUAUGUUUUUCUAAAAUAAUAAUUCCAGAAACCUCUGUGCUGGCCUUCAGAGAACAUGAUGUCCAGAGUACAGAGUGGUAGCUCAGAGCCUGCCACUGCAUGAAGACUCAGCCUCCCUACGUGACCCUAAGACUCAGUGUCCCUUGCCUGGGAACAUUAAGCCUGCCGUGGAGGGCUACAGGAGGUUAACGAGUGAAGCAUAUGGAUUCUGACCAGCAGUGCCUGGUUCUUGGAGCCCAGAGCGUGGGCACCAUGGUUACAGAGCGGAUGGGAAAGGCCCAGGCCUCUUUAUGCAGGUAUCCCUCACGGCCGCCCUGACCCACACUGCAGGCCUGGGAUCUGGAGGGUCCCACCCUUCACCCACACUGGGAUGACUGCCUGCGGAGACCCUGACACACCACAGAGCAAAGGCCCCUUUUCAGGGUCACACAGGAUGAACACCUGGCCCAUCCUGCCAGCCCUGCUACCAACACCUGCAUCCUGCCAGGGCCCUGGGUAGAGCGUUCUGCAACCCGGACAGGAGCAUCCAGCUGAGGCCAACGGGGGGCCACAAAUGAGAAGUCCCCAGAGUGCAUGGGGGUCUUGCCCUCUGGUCAGGUGAGUGGCCUCCACGCUGUCUCCCUGCCUCCUGGAGGCCCAGGGACCCAGGUGCCCACAUCUGGUCCCCAGCCAGAUUUGCAAAGCCCGGGCUCCACCUGCACAAGGCAUUCCCGUGUGCCUGGGACCCACCACCGGGUUGCCUGGGCCUGCAGUGUCAGUCAUUCUCUCAGCUUCUGCCAGCCUGGUCUACAAAGUCUUCCUUGAAAGCCCAUUCCGCCCGGGGCAGUGUCCUUGUGUCCUCAGGGCACUGAUGGCAUGUCAUGCCGGCUCUGACCUCCCUGCUCAUCUUGGUCAGGUGGUCUUUUGGGCGACACCCACUGUUCAUCUGCCCUGCACAGCACUGCCCCUCUCCCAGCACAACGCUAGUGAGCAGCCUGGUUGUUUGGAUGGAGCUUUCUUCCCAGAUCUCCACUACCCUGCCCUGGUCAGCACGAAGGACAGGAAAGGCAAAGGCUUCUGUGGCCACACCUACCCUGUGCAUGUGACCGGCCCUGGCCCUGCACCCUCUGGCAGAAUCCCAGACAGCAGCAGAUUGGCUGAGGACAGGGGAGGCCUCAGCGCCUUUGUAAGGGAACAGCCGGGCUGGGCUGCACUGUGUGCUAAGAGUGCCUUGCCAGAUCCUACGUGCCAGGCGUGCCCAGAAAAGCCCACCAGGCAGCCAGGAGCCAUGGGGCUGCUGACCGGGGACACACUGAUGACCCUGGCUCUGGCCGGGGCCGUCUUCCUGCUCCUGCUCGACCUGAUGCACCGGCGCUCACGCUGGGCUGCACGCUACCCACCAGGCCCCACGCCCCUGCCCGGGCUGGGUAACCUGCUGCAGCUGGACUUCCAGGACACACUGAAAUGCUUCAACCAGUUGCGGCGCCGCUUUGGGGAUGUGUUCAGCCUGCAGCUAGCCUGGACGCCGGUGGUCGUGCUCAACGGGCAGGCAGCCAUACGAGAGGCACUGGUGAACUGUGGGGAGGACACGUCUGACCGCCCACCUUCGCACAUGCAUGAGCACCUGGGCUUCGGGCCACGCUCCCAAGGGGUGAUCCUGGCGCCCUAUGGGCCCACGUGGCGGGAGCAGCGGCGCUUCUGCUUGUCCACCCUGCGCAGUUUCCGCCUGGGCAAGAAGUCACUGGAGCAGUGGGUGACGGAGGAGGCCGCCUGCCUCUGUGCCGCCUUCGCCGACCAGGCUGGUCGCCCCUUUCUGCCCAACUCGCUCCUGAGCAAAGCCACAAGCAACGUGAUCGCCCUCCUCACCUACGGGCGCCGCUUCCCGUACGACGACGAGCGCUUCUUCUCGCUGAUGCGGCUGCUGGAGAGGGCCCUGAAGGACGACUCUAGCUUCUGGCACCAGGUGCUGCACAAGGUCCCGGCACUCCUCCGCAUCCCUGGGCUGGCGGACAAGCUCUUCCCCGGGCAGAAGGCCUUCAUGGCCAUGCUCGAUGAUCUGGUCAAUGAGCACAAGACCCGGGCCCCGGACCAGCCUCCCCGAGACUUCACCGAUGCCUUCCUGGCCGAAGUGGAAAAGGCCAAGGGGAACCCUGAGAGCAGCUUCAAUGAAGAGAACCUGCGCCUGGUAGUGGCUGGCACACUCUCUGCGCGGACCCGUGGUGGCAGGGGUCCUGGUGCCCCCAGCCCAGAGCCCACUCAGGUCAGGCAUCUCCUGCAGGGCACGACUCUCUUCACCAACCUGUCGUCGGUGCUGAAGGACGAGAAACUCUGGGAGAAGCCCUUCCACUUCCACCCCGCACACUUCCUGGAUGCCCAGGGCCGCUUCGUGAAGCCAGAGGCCUUCAUUCCAUUCUCGGCAGGCCGCCGCACAUGCCUCGGGGAGCCCCUGGCCCGCAUGGAGCUCUUCCUCUUUUUCACCUGCCUCCUGCAGCGCUUCAGCUUCUCAGUGCCCCCGGGACAGCCCCCGCCCAGCGACCACGGGCAGUACGCCUUCCUGGUGACCCCGGCCCCCUUCCAGCUCUGUGCUGUGCCGCGCUAGAGGGGGUGCAGGCCCCAGCCCGCUCCCCAAACCCGGAUCCCUGAUGUACAAUAAACCAGGGUGGAAGCUCCCACCAGACAGC